CGUCCUCAUGCAUGACUCAGAGGGCACCUAGAGCCUUGGUGCCCUGCACCUGACCCUUAGCACCCUGAGCUUCCGCCCCCUUCCUGCCCCGACCCACAUUAUGCUUCCCAGAGGGAGGAGAAUCCCAGCUCCCCAAGCCUUGCGAUUGGCCAGAGAAGUCAAGCCCAGCCAGGGAUAAAAGGUGACUGUGAGCAUCCUGCCUGCUUGCCUGCAGCCCAUGUCAACAUGAGCAACCUGGCCUUGUACCGUGGCAUCUACACUGAGGAGCGCUUCCAGCAGCUUUAUGGGACGCCCCCAGAGCCAGAGGGCAGCCUGGCAGGGACGCUGAAGGGCAAGCUGGCCCAGGGGUGCCGCUGCUCCAGGGCUGCAGCCUUGCACUUGCUCCGAAGCAGGCUUCCCAUUGCAAGCUGGCUGCCCAAGUACCAGCCUAGGAAGUGGCUCCUGGGGGACGUGGUGGCAGGGCUGACCGUGGGCAUUGUGCACAUCCCACAAGGAAUGGCCUUUGCUCUGCUCACCUCAGUAGCACCAGUCUAUGGGCUCUACACUUCAUUCUUCCCUGCCCUGCUGUACAUGCUGUUUGGUACGGGGCGCCAUGUGUCCACAGGCACCUUUGCUGUGGUCAGUCUGAUGACGGGCUCCGUGGUGGAGCGCUUGGUUCCUGAGCCCCUGCAGUCCAAUGGCACCAUCCCUGCAGAAGCAGCUUUGCUGGAGGCGCAGCGCAUUGGUGUGGCGGCCGCUAUGGCCUUCCUUGUAGGGCUGCUCAUGACAGGGAUGUUUACGCUUCACCUGGGCUUCCUUUCCACCUACCUCUCGGAGCCUGUCGUCAAGGCCUUUACCUGUGGUGCUGCUUUGCACGUGGUGGUGUCUCAGCUCCAGAGCCUCCUGGGCUUGCCAUUACCACGUCCCGCUGGCUGCUUCGCCAUCUUCAAGACACUGGCAUCUGUUGCGGAAGCCUUGCCCUUAACCAACACAGCGGAACUGCUCAUCUCCGGCUUCUGCUUGGCUGUGUUGGUGCCCAUCAAAGAGAUCAACAACCGCUACCGGAGUCGGCUGUGGGUCCCCAUCCCGGGAGAGAUCAUCAUGGUACUGCUGGCUACUGGGAUCUGUUUUGCUUCCUCCCUAAACACUCACUAUAAGGUGCAGGUUGUUGGACACCUCCCGGCAGGGUUCCCACAGCCCCAGCUCCCAGCCCUGCAUCUGCUGCCCCAAGUGCUGGGUGACACGGUGGCCCUCACUUUUGUGGCCUACGCCAUCUCGGUGUCAUUGGCCAUGAUCUACGCUGAGAAGCACCACUAUGUCAUUGACCCCAACCAGGAACUGCUGGCUCAUGGCCUCUCAAACCUGGUCUCCUCCCUGUUCACCUGCUUCCCCAGUUCAGCCACGCUGGCUACAACCAACAUCUUGGAAAGUGCUGGUGGACGCACACAGCUCUCUGGCCUCUUCACCAGCGCUGUUGUCCUGGUGGUCUUGCUAUGGAUUGGACCUCUCUUCUACUACUUACCCAAGGCUGUCCUGGCCUGCAUCAAUGUCACCAGCCUUCGGCAGAUGUUUCUGCAGUUCCAGGACCUGCCCGAGCUGUGGAGGAUCAGCCCCAUUGACUUCACGUUGUGGGUGGUCACGUGGCUUUCUGUGGUCGUGCUCAACGUGGACCUUGGCUUGGCAGUGGGGGUUGUGUUCUCUAUGAUGACUGUUGUUUGCCGCACACAGAGGGCUGAGUGCUCAGUUCUGGGCAGGGCAGGGGACACAGAGAUCUACAAGCCUGUCAAGCACAACAGCAAGUGCUUUGAGAUCCCAGGUGUGAAGAUUAUAAGCUACCAGGCUCCCAUCUACUAUGGGAACCGCAGCUUCUUCCGCGACACUCUGAGCCAACUUGUGGGACUCAACCAAGACGGGGAGAAGCACGAGGACCAAGCUCCAGGCAUCGAGCUCAAGAUGGACAUCAGCACUGUGGAGAGCAAUGUCUCUGUCCUGGACAAAAAGCCUGGCUCAGGCACGUCAGUACAGGCUGUCAUUCUUGACUGCAGUGGAGUGUCCUUUGUGGACGCAGCUGGAGCCCAUCUACUUAUUCAGGUGUGUGUAGAAUGCCAAAAGGCAGGCAUGCAGAUACAUUUGGCUUCCUGUAAUGCCGGUGUUUUACAGACCUUGAGGUCCUGUGGCCUUCCCCAUCAUCUUCCCCCACAGCAGAUUUUUGUCACUGUUCACGAUGCGGUUUCCUACCUUCAGCAGACUAUGGAAAGUACGGAGAUGAAGGACCCAACCAUCUGGGUGUAACUGCCUCUGUAUCAAAUCAAUCCAUGCGUACCAGGACAAGGACUAGCUGAGAUCACAGAAAUGCUAGAGGCAGCUGGCUGCCUCGGAAACCAACAAGGCCCUGUCUGCUAUAAUGGAGGGCUGUCCUAUCAGGAAUGGACAGAGAGACAGAAGAGAAAGGAGGCAGCAGGACAAGACAGAAGCUCCUUCUCUUGCCAAGACCUCUUUGGCCAGUUGUGGUCUGUAUUCAUCUACCACCACACUAAAGGAGGGUUUGAUUUGCACUCAAUCCUAUUCGAUCUCCAUCUCUUCUGGGCCCUUGUCAAAAAGUUUCGAUACACCAACAACCAGAGAUAAUUUUUUUUAUUGAAAAAACCAACACCAAAAAAACCUUUAUUCCCUUCCCCAAAUUGUUUCCUUUAUACAGGGAAAAAAACGUUUGAAGUAACCACAGGUAAAGUCAUUGCCAACAGGAAAGGGACAAUAAGCUCGUAAGAUGAAAGGAAAGGAGCAGCCGCAAAACAGCAGGUGGCAUCCAGCUAUGUUUUACUCAAGAGUACACCCAUGGAAAUUUAUGGGCCUAACUUCAUCAUGUUCUUUAACUUCAGUGAGUCUGCUCUGAGCAAAAGUUAGUGGACUUCUACUCAAUGUGAGUGAAAGGGCUGUGCAGCCUGGAACGAGAGGUCUCGUUAUAGCUGCAGCAGCCCCCACAGCUGGAAGCAAACAGGACAGGAGGAUGGGGAGGUUGGAAGAUAUUAUUUCAUGCAAAGGCUAACACACACCCCAAUGCUGCCACUGAAGAACUUGCUUGCCAAAUCUACAGCUAGCCACCCUAAAGACUGAUAAACUGCCUUUCCCUCCUCAUGUGGUUGGGCAGUAAGGCAACGCUGCAGGGCUGUUGGGAGAAAGUCAGGAAUGGGGAUGAUGUUCACCUCCUGGGCAGCCUCCCUCAAUGAGGAGGGGUUCUGCUUUUAGUUUUAAUUCUCCUUCACAUCAGUAUAGUUGACUAGUAUAGUUGACAGCCUAGUAUGAUCUGAAUUCAUGCCAUGUGUACCAAACUAAGCAUUUGCUUGUUUAGGCUGAAUUAGGAACAGGCUGUAAGCUUUCCAGUAAUAGUUCCAAAUCAAUAUGUCAACAUUUUGAAAAUAACUCUUGCUGUAUUUGAAAGUGUUGUGGGGUGGGAGAAUGUGUAGGGGUUGAAUCACUGCCCCAUUUAAUAAAUAAAUAAAGUGGCAUGACAGCAAGAGAGAGAACCCAUCUUAUUUACAUAUCAAUAUGUAUGCUAAAACUAAAGGGGCUUCACCUGCCCUACUUUACAUAGGGAGAGCAAGUGAAAGAUUCAGUGCCUUACCUUUUAGCAUGUGAUUCUGCUGAAUGGAUAAACAGAGAUGAGAGACUUGCUUCUGAGUUAACAGUUGUGCUGUAAGUCCAACUACGCUCAACAGGGCUUACUUCAGUUUUGAAUGGGACUUCAGCAGCCUCUGUUACAGCCAACUGACCAAUCUAGCAAAUGCCUUAUUUGAGACCCAGUUCUAUACCAAUAUUCUUGAAACUGUGAUCUAGCAACUCAGACAUAAUGCAUCAUCCUGGAACAAGAAGCAACUCUAUAAAAAGCAAGAGAGUUAGGCUGGAGGGGGAAGGUAGGUAGAAGGAAAAAACUAAGCAUCAAUUCUUUACCUACUGAGGCCAUUGCUUAUCUGAUGGUUGUGGCAGAAAAGCACAAGAACACUCUCAGGAAAGCAACAUGUUCCCCCUUCUGAAGAAGAGCCAUUUGCUCUGGGUCUAUUGACAUGACCAGAGGGAACCUUUAGGUCGUGGAGAGAGAGAGAGAGUGUGUGUGUUUGGAGGAAGGGGGCGCUAUGGUAGUACAACAAAUAUAUUUGAACUUCACAGCUAAAGGGCAGUGAUCAUCAGUCCUGCUCCAACCACAUUGACUCUUGCAAUUUCCAUCUCUGUCCCCUCAGCAUCACUCUCCCUGCUGCAGAAGUGCUUCAGUGCCUAGAGCUGAUUGGCUAGUGCUAUGAUUGCCUCUCUGUCUCAACACCUCUGCAGUCAGUUGCAGAUGAGCACUUCGUAGCCAGGCUGCCAGGAAGGAGUGCACAUCAUAUGGGGGAUGGGGUGGGGAAAGCGUGUCAUAUAACAGAGUGGUCUUAAUGGCUGCUGCUUACUUGCUGUAGGACCAAUCCCAUGCAUAGGACCUAAAUAUGCAGGAGAAACUAAACCCAGCCCUGCUUCAUAAGCAUUUCACACCCCCAAAAACAAGCAGCAGCUGUAGGAAGAACAGUAAUACCAAUUACGCAAUUGGGACCAAGAAGGCAAAAGGAAGCAGGGUUCAGGGAUAUGGGGGGAAAGACUUGUCAAAUGGAUUUUGUCUGAAAUAAAAACAUUGCAGUCUGUUGUA
This is a messenger RNA of Podarcis muralis (Common wall lizard), 4651 nucleotides long. It is a transcript of the gene SLC26A10P, whose product is annotated as Solute carrier family 26 member 10. Gene Ontology annotation, biological process: transmembrane transport. Gene Ontology annotation, cellular component: membrane. The record is from RefSeq and is a predicted model, not a curated record. NCBI's taxonomy places the organism in Eukaryota, Metazoa, Chordata, Lepidosauria, Squamata, Lacertidae.